Molecule: messenger RNA, 1173 nt
Organism: Peronospora matthiolae
Lineage: Eukaryota; Oomycota; Peronosporomycetes; Peronosporales; Peronosporaceae
Source: the annotation of a GenBank genome assembly
AUGUUAAGGAGAACCAUGACUGCACUUCCGUCUGUUACCCGCUUAUCCGUUGCACCCAUGAUGGACUGGACGGACCGCCAUUAUCGCUUCAUGAUGCGCAUGAUCACGAAAGAGACGCUGCUGUACACCGAAAUGAUAGUGGACCAAACCUUGCUGCAUCAGAAAGAGAACCUCGAUUACUUCUUAGGCCAUGAUCCCAUCGAAGCUCCACUAGCACUGCAGCUAGGCGGCAACAGUGUCGAACAUCUCAGUGCUGCAGCACAUCUGAGCCAGUCAUACGGCGGCUUCUGUGAGAUCGAUCUGAACACUGGAUGCCCUAGUGCACUAGUAGCGAGCCGCUGUUUUGGAGCACGCCUGAUGAUGGAGCCUGAUCGAGUGCGGGAGAUUUGUGUCGGUAUGCGGCACAGUAUCGCAUUGGCAGCAGAGGCCAAUCCAGAUCAAAUGCCAGCAGAGGUGACGGUAAAGUGCCGCAUCGGCGUUGAUGAUUGCGACAGCUACGAGGAGUUGCAUCGCUACAUUGCCUCUGUCGCCAGAGCUGGUGUGCGACACUUUAUUGUACAUGCGCGCAAGUGUUUCCUGAAAGGGUUGAGCACGAAGGACAAUCGCACCAUUCCUCCGCUUCGCUACGAGGUCGUCUACCAGCUCAAGCAAGACUUUCCCGAGUUGCUUUUCACGCUUAAUGGCGGUGUACAGAGCAUCCAGCACGCUCGGGAACUUCUGGACACUACAAACGUGGACGGUGUUAUGAUCGGAAGAGCAGCGUAUAACACGCCAUGGAAUUUCCGUGACGCAGACCGGUUGAUCUUUAGCGCUGAACGCAACCCGAAUCUGUCACGGCGGGAAAUCAUUGAGCGGUAUCUUACAUAUGCAGAGGAUCUGCAAUCGAAAUGGGAGUCCACGAAACCGCUGAGCGAGUCCCCUUACACAAUGGCCACAUCUGCGUUGCUAAAGCCGCUGUUGGCGCUCUUCAACGGCGAGAUCGGUGGAAAGGCAUUCAAACGUAGCAUCUCAGCUCAAUGGGCGAGAAAGGGUCCACGCCCAGAACUGCGCGAUAUGAUCGAAAAUGCCGUGAAGGUUUUGCCUGACGAGGUGCUGGAUGCGCGUGUUGAGGAUGAGCUUGUUGGUCAAGCAUGCCUUCAGAUGGACGAGGAACAAGCAUCAGACUGCUGCUAG